AUUCUAGGCAGACACAUGGCCAUCCAGCCCACAGAGGGCGAGGAAGUGUCUCUGCUCAUGUUGUUUGUGAUGAACCAGCACAUCUUGAACCAUUGCCUUUGCCUCAGCCCUAGUCUGUGUCUGCAGCUUCCUGAUUUACUGGGUAGCAGACGCUGUGUAGAACCGACGCUGCUUUCUCUCAGUGUGAGCCUCCCACAGCCACGAUGUUGCACGCAAAUCUUUAAAAUAAAAUCCAGUGCAAUUAAAGUCAUUGUUGCAAUCGUCUUUGGUUUGGGAUGUGUCUCAACGUCUCAUGUGGACCGGUCACAGAAAGCUGAGAGCCGCUCGCUGGCCACGUUUUCCUGGGCUAACUGUGGGAGUGAGUCGGCACCUGCUGUCCUUGAGGCUCUUUCAAUUCAACCUGAUCCAAUCGUACUUCCUGGGGACCUUCAGGCCAGUGCAACAGGUUCCUCCAGCGUUAUUCUUACAACACCUCUAACGGCUAAUGUAACGUUGUAUAAGGAAGUUGGAGUGUGGGUGAAAAUUCCGUGUAUUGAUGAGAUUGGAAGCUGCACGUACAAUGAUGUCUGUGAACUGCUGAACAUGUUGGUCCCUCCUGGACAGUCCUGCCCCGAACCACUGUUUACAUACGGCCUCCCAUGUCACUGUCCCUUUAAAGCGGGUAAGUACUCUCUGCCAAAUACCAACUUCAACAUCCCUUAUGUUGAAUUUCCGUACUGGAUGACCAAUGGGAACUACAAGGCUAAGGUAAUGCUGAGCAGCAACGGAGAUGAGCUGGCAUGUGUCAAACUCACCUUCUCCCUGAAGAGUGACUGAUCAGAUCAAACCUGCAUCUUUCCUGGUCAUAUACUGCAGCUGCUUGGAACCACAGAACAAGAAAUAACAAAUUGCCUCCAUCUGCUUAGUUUUGCAAGUGCAAUCAUGUCUGAAAAACUAAUGUUCAUUUUUUCCCACUGUGAUCUGCUGCCACAAAAACACUAUAUCAGUUUAUCAUAUGUUGCUUCUUUUCUUUUCAUCCAGUGAGUUUCUUUCAGCGUGUAAAAAAGGGAGUAGUUAAGAGAACAAUCUGUCCCAGUCUCAGAGUAAAGUCACAAGUGCUGAGGUGUGUGACUAUCAUGUCCCAGAUAUUGAUCCAGUGAGUAAGCUCCUGUACUGAGAAACAUUCCUCUCUCUGGAGGGUGGGUGCGUCUCCUCUUAAUUUACUAAUUCUGUCCAAAAUAUAAAUGUGGCGAAAACUCUCUCUUACGCACAGAAAGCACACACACUUCAUCUAAUGGGAAUCUUCUUAUCAGUUGUCAUCUUUAUUCUGAUUUCUUCUUCAAUGUCCUAAGACCAUGAUGAGCUAUAAAUAGGAACAUUGAUAAUUUCGAACGGGUGGUUUCUGUGUUGCAAAAUCUGUAUUGAAAUCCUCAGGUUAUCAGAUCCAUUUGAAAUAGAUUUGCCAUUAUUGGUCUCCUCUUACAAACGUCAUUAUUCAAGAUUUGGGUUAAAUUCCAUACGGACAGUAGGCAGGGUACAGAUGAAGAGAGAGUAUUCUAAACGCACAGCAUUCUUAUCUUCUUCUUCUUCUUGCGUAUGGCAUGCACAGCCUAAAGUUGUAAGACAACUUGUUCUGUUUGAUCUUCUGUUUGUGCACGCCAGGUUGAUUGCAUUCGUUGAAACAGGGUGGACCACGUGAAGGUUGCAGUCUCCCAGCAUCACAAGCAUAACAUUCUUAUGAUGUUCUGCAUUACACUAGUGCUGCUCCAAAUUUGAACAGAGACCUGGCAAAAUCAAAAAGCUAGUCUCAGUAAUACGGUUUUCCUUAUUCUAUUCAUCAGAGGAACAAUUGUUGAUUGUAUUGAUGGACUACAACCCUCACAUUCCAGUCAGUAAUUGCUUCUUAUGCUAAAGGAUAAUAGAGUAUCAUUCAUUUAACUAUUAAACAACUAACCCAAUUGCUGCAAAUUUACAGCCUGAAGUGGACGCACUGCAUGCCAACAGAAAUAGUCUCAAGAACAAUUAGCAGGCAUCAAUAAUUUACUUCACACCAACCCAGCAGAUAAGUGGAGAGCUGCCUGCCAACUUUGCAUGUGCCUUGGGCAAACUUCAAAGAUCUCCCAUUCUUUCUAUUUGAUGUGUACCACAGUGAACCACAGUGACCACAGCUAGAAUAGUGAGAUACAGAGACAGGCCAUUUCCCCACCGUCUGGGUGUCGGCCAAACUGCCUCUCAGUUAAUCUCGCUUCUCCUUUCACCAUAUUUGUACAAUUCUUUAGUUCAAGUUGGGGAUCCAAAUCGCUUUUGAAAGUCGCUGCUGAAUAUAUAUCAUCAUCCUCUCCAGACGUGGGUUGCAAGUUACUAUCAUUUAUUUUUUAAACCUCCAUCUAGCGUCCAGUUCAUUUGUCAAUCAACUCAUUCUUUCCCUCUGGUUACUAACUAAUCUGCUGAUGAAAAGCCUUAGAAUUAAAUUAUUCUGUUUAAUAUUAAAAUGUUUACAAUAUUUACAUCAUUCUCAGUUCUGCAUUUACAAUUGUAAUUGAUUGUAAUCAUGUUUUGUCUUUCUGCUGACUGGUUAGCACGCAACAAAAUACAUGUUCACUGUACCUUGGUACACGUGACAAUAAGCUAAACUCAACUCAACU
Molecule: messenger RNA, 2624 nt
Organism: Leucoraja erinaceus (little skate)
Lineage: Eukaryota; Metazoa; Chordata; Chondrichthyes; Rajiformes; Rajidae
Product: ganglioside GM2 activator-like
Exons: 5
Coding region: 16-816 (266 amino acids)
Biological process (GO): ganglioside catabolic process; lipid transport
Cellular component (GO): cytoplasmic side of plasma membrane
Molecular function (GO): enzyme activator activity; lipid carrier activity
Source: RefSeq, a predicted model, not a curated record